Zymoseptoria tritici IPO323 is the source of this 1765-nucleotide messenger RNA. RefSeq lists its product as uncharacterized. Bases 95 to 1579 code for a protein of 494 amino acids. Lineage: Eukaryota; Fungi; Ascomycota; Dothideomycetes; Mycosphaerellales; Mycosphaerellaceae. Gene Ontology annotation, cellular component: nuclear outer membrane-endoplasmic reticulum membrane network; endoplasmic reticulum; ribonucleoprotein complex. The record is from RefSeq and is a predicted model, not a curated record. Gene Ontology annotation, biological process: intracellular mRNA localization. Gene Ontology annotation, molecular function: mRNA binding. The transcript has 3 exons.
UCGUGCGCAUUGGUGAAUCUGUAUACGACAGGUUCCCUCCUAAUACUCCUCACCUGACACGCUGACAGCUCCGAAGCUGUCAACACGACGAGUCAUGGCCGACAUUGCGACUUCCAAUGCGACCUCCACCGAGAAAACAGCACCACCAGUCAAGCCCGAACGACCCGAUGAGGAGGCAUACAAGGCCAACCUUGCAAAGGCGGAGAAAGAGUUGAAGGCUGCCGAGGAGCGCAUGAAGGCGAUCAAGGCCAAGCUCGACAAUGCCCGACCGAACAACAAGGACUCUCCCUCCGGCAAGCGCCAGCAGGAGCUGCGCGGCGAGCUCAGCCAGAUCCGCACUCAGCAGCAAGCCGGCAAAUCCUCCCGUGGCACCGUUAUGGACAAGAUCAAGCGCCUGGACGAGAACCUCAAAUCCCGCAUCAACGAAUCGAAGAACGCCCGCAACAAGGUCCAAUUCAAGUCCGCCGCAGACGUGCAAAGCGAGAUUGACCGACUGCAAAAGCAAGUGGACAGCGGGACCAUGAAGAUCGUUGAUGAAAAGAAGGCACUCGCGGACAUCUCCCAGCUCAACCGUCAAAAGAAGGGUUUCGCCGGCUUCGACGAGGCACAGAAGGGCAUCGACGACGUCAAGGCUCAAAUCGCCGAACUCCGCAAACAACUCGACGACCCGGAAUCUCGUGCCCUGUCCGAACGCUACAAUGCAAUCACCACCGAACUCGACGCCAUCCGCGCUGAACAAGACGAUGCUUUCAAGAGCUUGAACUCCCUCCGCGACGAACGUACCAAAGCCCACGAAGACCAGCAGAAGAAGUACACCGCUGUGAAGGAGAUCAAGGACGCGUACUACCAGCAACGCCGCGCGGCGGUCGAGUACGAGCGUGAGGGCAAGCGUAUUCGCGAGGAGAAGCGCCGAGCGGAGAAUGAUGCGUACCACCGUGGACGGAGACAGGAGGCCGCGCAGAGCAAGCUCGAAGACGCCAGUGCGCCCGCAUACCAGGAUGAGAUUCGCACCACGCAGGCUAUUCUCGCACAUCUCGACCCGUCAUCUGUGUCGAAGCAGGAAGCUGCUGGUCCAGGGAAGUUUGCCGCGACUGCCAGCCGGACUGUGGAGGGUGGAGAUAUCAAGGGUACAGCGUUGAAGAAGAAGGGCGAGGAGGAGGAGGUAUACUUUAUGGGUGGUGGUGGCAAGAAGAACAAGCGUGCCCGUGGGCAGCAGCAGGCGAAUGGUGCUGCUCCUGCUGCAGCGCCGGAGCGGAGAUUCAACUUGGACUUGGGCACGAUUGACAGUCUCGCAAAAAUUAAUGUUGAUCCGCCGAUGAGCCAGGCUGAGGUGCCGGCUGUGGUGGAGAAGCUGAGGGAGAAGCUCGAUUUCUGGAAGAAAGACCAGGAUCGCAAGACCAAGGAGAACGUUCAAAAAGCCCAGGAUGAAAUCGAUCGUCUCGAGAAGGAAGCCACCGCCAUCGAUAAGGGCGAGAAACCUCAAGUCAACGGCGGCGCGGAGAAGAGCGAGGCGCAAGUCACCAAGAAUCUGGAAAACGUCAAGUUGGAGGACAAGGCGGAGGCUACUACCAGCGCAUAGACCAACACCGAUGAGAACUCGUGCUCGUGAGCGGAGUGCAGCGUAUAGAACCGACCAAGAUUGCAUUCCAAGAGAAACUGCAAAAGGAGAGGGGAUUUGAAAAAAGCGAGCGAGUUUGUAUCCUAUUCCUAUCUGCGCAUAAAACUCUAGUAUCUUGGACAUUGAGAUAUGCGAAAGAUGUUUGUC